UAGGUAUGUACAGUAAAUAUCGGCAGCACCUGCGGUUGGUUUUAACGAUCGCUAGCUUGCAUUGUGUGUAAAUAGAGCGGGUCUCAAAGAGUUUCGAUCACGAAGAGAGCGUUGAUUUGAUAUCGGUUUGGCCCUUUAAGCUUACCACUUCGGAUACCCUUACAGCUACUAAUACCACUGCCACUAUCACUAAUACCAGAUCGUCUUUAGGAGAAUAAUAAAAACACAGCCUUGAAAACAAACAAACAAAAAAGAGGUACAGAUUCAUAUACUUGUCCUUUUUACACCAACGUGUAAAUCGAGUUCCAGAGUCAUACUUAUACCGAUACCGAUACACCCGUACCCAUUCGAACAUACCUACCUAGGUAUAUAUACGUCAAAGUCUCCUCUCUCUCUUCCCUUUCUCCAAACAUCUACCCAUCCAAAUCAUGAAGGUCCGAUACAGAACCCCCUCCGGACCAGGCAGUUUGGAGCUUGACGACGAUGCCAAUGUGAUCCAACUUCUCGAAGCCCUGAAGUCUACUACCGGGUUGGAAAACUUUUCGGUCAAGUAUGGCUGGCCACCAAAAGCACUAGGUACUGACGAAAGUGAUGUCACCGUGCAGUCCUUGGGUCUCCAUCGCGAAGUGCUCACCAUCGCGCCUCUAGAGAAAGCCUCCGCUGCGCCAACCGUCCCCGACACCUCCCCUAACUUAGAACCAUCUAAGGGUAAAGGCCGAGGCAUCAAGGACCAGCAAAUCAGUGUGUUUAUGCCCGAGACAAAUUCUACUCUAGUCCUUCGAGUCAUGCCCGAUGACAACAGCUGUCUAUUCACAGCCGUCGGUGGUGCCUUGCGUGGGUUUCGUUCAGACCCAGACCAGCUCUUCAGUGCCGAGGCUCUUCGCCGUAUUGUUGUCGAUCACAUCCACGCCAACCCGGAGAAGUACACUGCCGUCAUCCUUGGCAAGAGCCCGCAAGCAUACUGCAACAACAUGCUGCGACCCGACGUAUGGGGAGGCGACAUCGAGCUCUCUGUCAUAUCCGAGGUCUUCCAGCUCGAGAUUUCCGUCGUCGAUGUCAAGACAGGAAAUGUAUACCGGAUCGGCCAGGGGAACGGCUACGAGAUGCGCUGCGUCAUUGUCUACUCUAACAUCCACUACGACCGCGUCGCCGAGAUAUUUGUCGAGGGCCAAGAAGUCUUAGAAUUCGACGUCGCGCGCUGGGCUGUAGAUAGUAGCGAACAUAUCAUCACCCACACCCAGGAGUUGUGCAAGAAACUUAAGGAAGAGCACCACUAUUACACAGACACCUCCGAUUUUGUUGUCAUGUGCAACCAGUGCGGCUGGCUAGGCCAGGGUCAGAAAUCCCUCGCCGAGCAUGCAAUCCAGACUGGCCAUUCGGAUAUCAGCGAGAUCAAGGAUAACUCAUAGUUAGUCGGUUACGGUUUGCACGGUAGAAGAGGCAGGUACCAUCAUAGGGAGUGAAGUAACAGAAGUGCUAGGUACUCCGUUGGUCGUGACCUCUAGUAUGGAAACCCCGACGGAUGACCUUAUGUAUAUACGCAUCAGUCUCGGCCUUGUAAUUAACAAUGGGAGUAGUUUUAUUCUCCCAAUCCCCAGAUACUAAUAUAUAGAGCACGUGUAAAACA
Messenger RNA from Annulohypoxylon maeteangense, 1627 nucleotides. Its product is annotated as OTU-domain-containing protein. Gene Ontology annotation, cellular component: cytosol; nucleus. Gene Ontology annotation, molecular function: cysteine-type deubiquitinase activity. The record is from RefSeq and is a predicted model, not a curated record. The transcript has 3 exons. NCBI's taxonomy places the organism in Eukaryota, Fungi, Ascomycota, Sordariomycetes, Xylariales, Hypoxylaceae. Gene Ontology annotation, biological process: endoplasmic reticulum unfolded protein response; protein deubiquitination. The coding region runs from base 429 to 1409 and encodes 326 amino acids.